AAACUUUUCACUUUCUGAGUCUUUUUCUUCUUCUCCUAAACUCUCCUAAUUUCGCCUUUUAAUUUCUUACCACAAAUUCCACCUCUUCAUCUUGUAAACAGUGCUUGCUAGUAGAAUUGACUGUUAAGAAAUCCAGUAGACCAUCGUAUCUCAAAUUUCAGACCAAACCAAUCACCAUGCCUGUGGCAGAGCUUUUUCUCUCUGCUUUCCUUCAAGUUCUGUUCGACAGAUUGGCGUCCAAAGAGUUGCUGAAUUUUGUGCGUAGGAACGGGGUAGAUUCAAAGCUAACAGAGUGGAAAAGAACGUUGAAAAUGAUUCAGGCCGUGCUCAGAGAUGCAGAGGAGAAGCAACUGAAGAACGAGGCUGUGAAAAUGUGGCUGGAUGAUCUCCAAGAUUUGGCUUAUGAUGCAGAGGACAUUUUGGAUGAGUUUGCGACGGAAGCUAUAGGGGACGAGGUGGAGGCAGAAGAUGGUGCUAGCACUAGCAAGGUACGCAGAUUUAUCCCUGCUUGUUGCAAUGCUUUGACUCCAAGUACUGUGAAGUUCAACAUCAACAUGGGGAACAAGAUAGAUGGUAUUACUACCCGAUUGGAGAAUCUCUGCAAACAAGGAACUGAGCUUGGGUUGGAGAGAAAUGAUGGAGCCACAUCAAAUGCUGCAUGGAAAAGACCGGACAGUACAUCUGUGCCAAUGGAGCCUGCUGUUUUUGGGAGGAAGAAAGACAAAGCCAAGAUACUUCAAAUGGUGUUAAGUGAGGGAUCAAGUGAAGCCAACUUUUGUGUUAUACCCAUUGUCGGUAUGGGAGGAAUUGGUAAAACAACACUUGCUCGAGAGGUCUACAAUGAUGAAGAGGUUAUCAAAGUUUUCAAUACAAGAGCAUGGACGUGUGUCUCAGAUGAUUUUGAUGUUCUGCGCAUCUCCAAGGCUAUUUUUGAGUCAAUCACUGCAUCAACUUGCACUCUAACACACUUAAAUGAAGUGCAGGUUCAGCUCAAAAACAAUAUAGCGGGGAAAAAAUUCUUAUUAGUCUUGGACGAUGUUUGGAGUAGGGAUUAUGACCUGUGGGAAGCCCUAAAGUCUCCAUUCUUGGCUGGAGCACCAGGAAGUAAAAUAAUUGUAACUACACGCAGCAAAGAUGUUGCAUCGACAAUGGAACUAGAAGCAUGUUAUAACUUGGAGCUUCUGCCAGAAGAUGCCUGCUGGGCCAUAUUUGAGAAGCAUGUAUCUGGAAGUAGAGUUAUUACUGCAAGAAAGAAUAUGGAAUUACUUCGCGAGAAAGUUCUUAAAAAGUGUAAAGGCUUGCCAUUGGCAGCAAGAACGCUAGCUGGCCUUUUACGCUCUAAGCAAAAAUAUGAUGAAUGGGUGGAUAUAUUGGACAGUGAAAUUUGGGAUUUGCCAGAGGAAAGUAAUAUUCUCCCAGUCUUAAAAUUAAGUUAUCAUCAUCUUCCGUCGCAUCUUAAGAGAUGUUUUUCUUAUUGUGCAAUUUUUCCGAAGGAUUAUGAAUUCGAGAAGGAAGAACUUGUACUUUUGUGGAUGGCAGAAGGACUUAUUCAACAAUCAAACCAUAAGAAGCAACUAGAAGACCUAGGCGGCGAGUAUUUUUGUGAGUUAUUGUCUAGGUCAAUUUUUCAACAAUUGAGUAAUGAUAGUUUGAAAUUUGUGAUGCACGACCUUGUCCACGAUUUGGCCCAAUGGAUUUGUCAGCAGAAGAGUUUUAGAUUUGAGGAUGAAUCGAGUGUCAUGCAAAUAGAAAGACGUGAAAGGAUUCGACACUCUUCUUACACAUAUAGAAUGUACGAAGUUGAGAAGGAUUUCAAAGUCUUCUAUGGAGUUGAGCAGCUACGGACGUUCCUAAGAAUAUUAGGGCCAUCAAAGCCAAUAUAUGGUCCGAGUUACAUAAGUCUAUCAAUCUUUCCCAAUUUAUUGCCAAAGCUGAAAAAAUUGAGAUCACUAUCUUUAACAAACUAUUGUGCAAUUGAACUACCCGACUCAAUCGGAGAUUUAAAACAUUUGAGGUACCUCAAUCUUUCUCAAACUCAAAUGACAAAUCUACCUGAGUCAACAAGUACACUAUUCAAUUUACAAAGUUUGUUAUUAAGAGGUUGUUCUCAUCUCAAAAAGUUGCCUUUACAAUUGGGAGAUUUGGUCAAUCUUCACCAUCUUGAUAUUAGAGGUGCAAGACUUAUAAGAGAAAUGCCUUUGGGAGUGAAAAAACUGAAAUGUAUUCGAACUUUAUCUAAUUUUGUUGUGGGUGAAGGUGUCGUAUCUAGUUUGAAAGAUUUGAAAGAACUAAAGUUUAUUCGUGGAGAACUUUAUAUUUCAAGGUUAGAGAAUGCAAUUGAUUGUCAUGAAACAAGAGAUUCUAUAUUGUGUGAUAAGAAGGACUUGGAAGUGUUAGUGCUAGAAUGGAGUUCUUCUUAUGUUUCACAAGACGAAGAAGUUGAGAAAAUUGUUCUUGACAUUUUACAGCCCCAUACAAAUCUUAAAGAGCUCACAAUCAAUAACUUUUGUGGCAAAAAAAUUUCAUCUUGGAUAGGAGAUCCAUCAUUCUCUAAUAUGGUUUCUUUGAAAUUGGAUGGAUGUGAAAAUUGUAAGACCUUGCCUUCGAUUGGGCUACUAGGCUCACUUAAAAACCUCACCAUCAAGGGGAUGAAAAUGCUUGAAAAAAUAGGCUGUGAGGUUUAUGGGGAGAGUUGCUCAGAAUCUUUUCAAUUACUAGAGACUCUUCGUUUUGAGAAUCUGCCAGAAUGGGAGCAUUGGGAUCCUUUUGAAGAAAAGGAGCAUGCUGAAAGGUUCUCUCGUCUCAAACAGCUUUCCAUAUCACAAUGUCCUAAACUCUCUGGAAGAUUACCUACCCAUCUUCUUUCAUUAGAGAAACUUGGGGUUAGAGAUUGUCAGCAAUUGGUGGUUUCGUUCACAAGCCUUCCAAUGCUCUGCCGUUUAGAAAUAGAAAGAUGCAAAGGCGUGGUAUGCAAUAGUCCAAUUGACUCCCAAACAUUGAACCCUCUUCCUUCAUUGGAAACUGUUGUGAUUGAUAAAUGUGAGGAAUUAGAGAUUUCUCUCUCAAUCCUUCCAGUGCUCCGCUCGUUGGAAAUAAAUAGUGAAGAAUCAAAUGUUCCAGGGUUUAGAAGUUGGACCAGGGAGGGAUUUCAGAAAUUAGAAACUCUGAAAAUUGUUGGUUGGGAAGAGCUCACACAUUUGUGGGGAAAUGAGAUUUUUCUUGAGAAGCCACUACAAGGUUCCCAGAGCUUCACCUCUCUUAAAGAGCUGUACAUGGCAAAGCUUCCGAAUCUUGUUUUGUUUCCAGAUGGUCUCUAUCAUUCAUUGUGA
Pistacia vera is the source of this 3329-nucleotide messenger RNA. Its product is annotated as putative disease resistance RPP13-like protein 1. Bases 177 to 3329 code for a protein of 1050 amino acids. The record is from RefSeq and is a predicted model, not a curated record. NCBI's taxonomy places the organism in Eukaryota, Viridiplantae, Streptophyta, Magnoliopsida, Sapindales, Anacardiaceae. Gene Ontology annotation, molecular function: ADP binding. The transcript has 3 exons. Gene Ontology annotation, biological process: defense response to other organism.